AUGAUACGACUUAUUCAACGUUUACUUAAAUAUACAUCAAUAAAACAUCUUGAUUAUCAAUUAUUAAUUGAUUCAUUGGGUAAAUUACGUGAAAUAGCAAAAAAAAUUAAAUUAAAUGAACAAAGUAGAAAAACGGAAAAACAUUUGUCAAUGUUUUAUAUUGUUCAUAUUAUUGAUAAUUAUCGAUCAGAGUUUCUUGCUGUACAUCAUGAUUAUAUAGAAAAAUUUCAAGUUAUUGAACUUCAACAAGAAUUAACAACAAUACAACUACAUUUAACUCGUUUUCUUUUCUCCGAUUGUCUUGAAUAUAUGUGGAAAGCAUUCGAAUCUAUUUCACAUUUCUCAUGGCAUCCUGAUGGUGAUCAUUUAUGA
Molecule: messenger RNA, 372 nt
Organism: Rotaria sordida
Lineage: Eukaryota; Metazoa; Rotifera; Eurotatoria; Philodinida; Philodinidae
Source: the annotation of a GenBank genome assembly